Molecule: messenger RNA, 937 nt
Organism: Talaromyces proteolyticus
Lineage: Eukaryota; Fungi; Ascomycota; Eurotiomycetes; Eurotiales; Trichocomaceae
Product: putative proteasome component Pup2
Exons: 5
Coding region: 118-855 (245 amino acids)
Biological process (GO): proteasome-mediated ubiquitin-dependent protein catabolic process
Cellular component (GO): proteasome core complex; proteasome core complex, alpha-subunit complex; nucleus
Source: RefSeq, a predicted model, not a curated record
AUUCACUAGCUCUCUGAUUUCUGCAUUCCAAGCACACUUCUUCCCUUCUCCUUUCCAAUAACCUCGUUUUGCUCCCUAUUUGCAUCCCAGAUAGCUAGGCUCAGACUAUUAUACACCAUGUUCAUUGCGCGAUCGGAAUAUGACCGGGGGAUCAACACCUUCUCACCCGAGGGUCGUUUGUUCCAGGUCGAAUACUCUCUUGAAGCUAUCAAGCUCGGCUCCACAGCAAUCGGGAUAGCGACGAAUGAAGGUGUCGUCCUCGGUGUCGAAAAGCGUGUUACCUCUACCCUCCUCGAAACGUCAUCCGUCGAAAAGAUUCUUGAGAUCGACCAACACAUUGGGUGCGCCAUGUCAGGUCUGCAGGCAGAUGCCAGAUCGAUGAUUGAACAUGCUCGCGUUGAGUGCCAGAACCAUGCUUUCCACUUUGCCGAAUCGCUCCGCGUUGAGAGCUGCACACAAGCCAUCUGCGAUCUGGCUCUGAGAUUUGGAGAGGGUGCGGACGGAGAGGAGAGCGUCAUGAGUCGGCCCUUUGGUGUGGCGUUGCUGAUUGCAGGCUAUGACGAGGAUGGUCCACAACUAUAUCAUGCCGAACCAUCCGGUACAUUCUAUCGAUAUGACGCCAAAGCCAUCGGAUCUGGAAGCGAAGGUGCCCAGGCUGAAUUGCAAAACGAGUACCACCGAUCCCUUUCCCUUGCUGAGGCCGAGACUCUAGUCCUGAAGACAUUGAAGCAGGUAAUGGAAGAGAAGCUGGAUGCCAAGAACGUUCAGUUGGCCAGCGUGACCAAGGAGAAAGGUUUCCGAAUCUAUGAGGAAGAGGAGAUGGGUCGUGCUGUUAGUCAGUUGGGCGGGAAUUAAGCAGUGAAAAUGAAUUUGUAGUCAUGAAACAUUACACAACAACAAGCACUAUUUACAUCCAAUAUUGAUCUGUUCGAUUAGA